Chrysemys picta bellii (western painted turtle) is the source of this 4451-nucleotide messenger RNA. It is a transcript of the gene TEX52, whose product is annotated as testis expressed 52. The record is from RefSeq and is a predicted model, not a curated record. NCBI's taxonomy places the organism in Eukaryota, Metazoa, Chordata, Testudines, Emydidae.
GGGACUUUAGGGUCCAGUCUAAGCUUUCCCUAGCAUGAUUCCACCUUCAUGACACCAUUUUCCCCUCAUCCCUUUGUUUUAUGGGAAAGGAGACAAAACCCUUGCAGCUCCAUCAGAUAACAUUCUCAGAAUUUUGUCUAUAGCUUCAGACAAUAGAGUGCUGAGUGUGACCCAGUCCUACCCAUCUUAAUUAGUGCACUAAUGAUUUAUGAACUGUAGGGAUUUUUUUCCAUAAGGGAAAAUUAUAGAAAGUAAAUAUGAAAGAUAUUAGGUUCCAGAUUGUCCAUGUCCUUGGGGCCAAUGCAGGACUGUUUCCUCAAUUAUGGUUUCUGUAGUCUAGUUGAUCUUGUCUCCAACCAGUAUUGAUGGGUAAACCCUACCUUCAUGAGCUUUUAUUUGAUAAAACUAAUCUGUUUGGGGUCCCCCAGCCUGCUAGUUAAGUAUAUCUCCCCUGUCUUUAGAAAACUAAUUCUACACAAGUUUUGGGUAUCCCUCCUCCACUUGAGACUUAAAAGUCCAUAUUUACCUCUAUACCUUUUCAAAUAGUGCAGUUAUGUUCUUUCAUGCCUUUUCCUUGGUAGUCAUUUGCCUAAGACCUACAUAUUUAGGUUUGAAUCCUUCCUCAGAUGUCACUCCCAAACUAUAUAAUCAGGUUUGUUGCUGUUGUUUUCUUGACUCCCCUCCAUCUACUCUGUCCAGAAUAAAAUAUGCCAAGUGUGAUCACACUGUUAUUCCCUUCCACCCCCACACUCCAUGAUGUGAUAUCUACAAAUACAGCCUAAAAGCAUACCUGUGAUUGCAUACUCUUUUGGCACACACUAGAGAGGAAUUAUAUCAGGUGCAGCAGCUUCUGUUCACUAAUGCACAUUCAAAUAGAAAAUGCAGAAAUGAAAAGGGGAUACAAUCAGCUCUCACUGGUUUCAGAGCAAAAAUGCAACUGUUCAUUAAUCAGUUCAUGUUGAAAUACUAAAUGGAAGAGCGAAGUUCUGACGGGUCUAAGUAGACAGGCAGGAGACCUAAAGGUGAGAUUUUCAAAAGCAAUGCAGUGCUUGCCUAAAGGGAAUUUAGUCAUUAACUGCAAUGGGAGUAGCAUUAGACGAAUGCUAAGUGCUUUUGAAAAUCUCAGUCUGUAUGGGCAGCAAAGAACUAAGCACGUGAGCCUGUCAGAGAGCUGUGUUCUACUGGACUGAGCGUGUGGUUGAGAGGCAGCAGCCUUGAGAUCUAUUCCCACUUAUUUUCACCUGUCUGUGCCUCAGAGAUUCUAAAGCCAGACAGGACCCUUAUGAUCAUCUAGUCUGACCUCCUGUAUUUCACAGGCCAGAGAAUUUCACUAAAUGGUUCCUGCGUCAAGUCCAUAACUUCUGGUUGAGCCUCAAGUUUCCUCCUCUCUAAGGAGGAGAUAAACUUGCCUCUAGCGUGCUUUGAGGUGAUGAAGUGCUACUUAACUGCUAGGUAUUGCUGUUACUCUGAAACUGAAAAACAUUCAGUGGGCAAGAGGGCUCUCUUCUUUUUAGUUUACCUGCAAAUGUCCUUUCAAGGUUCCUUAGUUCAUCUGCUCCUGCUUCAGCCCCAGCUGAAGUCAUAGUUCUCUGUACAUGACAUCACAAGUGGCUGCUGUGGAAAUUGAUCUGUGCAAUGCAGCUCUCAGGUAGGAGGAGAUCCAAGGCCCAGAGAUAGAUGGGAAAACGAGAGCAUGAAGCUAAAUCCUAGGUCUGCACGGGGGAGCAAGGCAUGGAAGGAAGAGAGGGAGCAGGAGUGAGGCCUGCAGAGGAGUCAAGCAGCCAUUCAUUGUUUUUCUCUUUUGAAUAUUUUUUAGCCUUUGUCAUUCUUUCAGCCUUUGCAGCGUUUUGUUUUUGUUCAAAUGAAACCCCACCAUCCGCAGUUCUGGAACUGGGUUGGUAAUACGCCUGAAGGAGAACUUUAGAAUGUCUCUCAAAAUUAUGACCUAGGCAUCAUUGUCUAAUUGCAAAUCUCAGAAGGUAAACGUCUGUGGGGAAAGUCUGGACUGUGCUCUAUUGCCAUCAGCUUUAUAGAAAAUCUGUGGGUAAGUAUGACUGUACUAUAGUCGCUAUAACAACAAGUAAAUACACAAAUGCCACACACAGCUAGAGCUCUGCGGACUUCCUUACAUAGGAAACGGGCUAUGUCUGUGAGAAGAGAGUCACCUCACAGCUCUUCUUUGGGAUACCCAAGAAGGUGAGAUCUUUGUGCCCAGGUUGCCUGGAGAAAAUAUUCCAUGAAAAGAAACAGUGACUUCUCCCAGUGUCUGGAAGGGUGCUUGUGGCAAGACAGUCUCUUUACAAUCAGCAAAUAUUACUUUUGUUCCUGAAGUUCUUCCUUUAUGGAAGAGACCUACUGAUCUGAGAGAAUGGUCUUUCCGUAGCUGGGGACCUAAUUCUGUAUUGAAUUCCACAUUGACAGAGAAGAUCUCACUUUCUUUUUCAUUCCAGAAGCUUAAGUACAAUUUCUCUAGAACCCUAUGGGUAUCAUCCCUAGUCCACGAUAGAUCAUAUUUCCUGAAGGGUUCAUUUCAAACUAGGAACUGAAUAGAUGCCUAGAGCAGGAUUGGCUUCCUUUCUCCCCAGAGUGGCAGUCCACAAUACCUGCAGAGAACAGAUUACUCGGUAAGAUGCUGUGCAGGACACAUCUCUGCAGAGUGGCUGUGGGAGGCCUGUGCUUGCAUACCCCAUUGCAACGAAUCUUCUGUAAUUUGUGCUGUUUACAGCAAUGCUGGUGACUUUUAAAGAUUUCUCAUUUGUUAUGGUAGUGCCCAGGGGCUAACUAAGAACAGCGCCCCCUUGUGCCAGGCACUGUACAAACAGAAUAAUAGAAAGUCCCUGCCCCCAAGGAGCCUACCAUCUGAAUAAAGAAGGUAGACAAAGGGUAGGGGAGAGGGAUAGAGCAUACAAGCAGAGUGAAUGAUGAGAUGGCACCAUUUUUAAAAAAUUUGUUUUGUUAUUUCAGCCCUUUCAGUGUUCGGAGAGGAUUAGGUAGCUGGCAAGACAAAGGAGAAGAGGGGGAUGGAGGAGUAGAGACAGUUAGGAAGGAGGUAGGGAGGGGUCACAGGGGAAGGAAGGGAGGGGCAGGAAAGGAUAGAGCAAACAGCCAGUCAGCACAGGGAAGAGAGUGGUGAGAGUGCAAACUGCAGAAAGCUGUUUGAUGACAGCAUCUGGUCAUUUGGUCCCUCAAGAAGGUACAAACCUUCACACUAAGUAAAGUGAAGUGACAGAUACUCCCUCUAGUGUCAGGUGCCCUCUUCUCCCCCCUCCCUUGGAGGAAAACAGGUAUCUCUGCAUUGUGCUCUUUAGUGAGAUUGUCCCCAUGGAAACUAAAUUUCUAGCAGUACAGCAUGCUAGUUACUGGGACAGUGGGUGAGGUGGAGAGUACUUUAAGCCUUGCACUACUCUGUUUAUAGCAGUGGGAAAUGUUCUGUUUCUCUUCUAGUGGGAGCCAGCAGGGGGGUGCAGGGCAGGACUGAGGGGCAUUGCCAGAGCUGUGUAGGGAAAGUUUACAGCUGAACACUGCAAAUUGUACCUGACUUUGCCCACUGUAUUCAGGAACUGCAAGCUAGGACAAGAACAUUGGGAUGGUAGAGAUCUUUACUGAGGGCUGGUUUUAUCAAAUGUUUUCUCCCUGCUUUUUCCCAGCUAGGCCUUGUCUGGGAUCUCUUGCAGAUGACCUCUUGGGCAGAGCGUGAGUUCUUGCGUAAAGAGAGGCGUACCGCAUGGCCAGGGUUUUCCCCAAGAGCUUAUCAUAAACUGGCAGUUGCAAGACCACCAUGCACAGACAUCAAGAUCAAAGUUAAUCAGAAACUGCGCUGCCCCUGGGAAGACACUAGCCGCUGGCACAUCUGGGGAUACCACACCUGGCUGGAUGUAGGGAGGCUGCCUCCACUCUUCCCAUCGAGGCCGGACAUACCUUAUGACAGCAAUGUGUGGCGAUGGAUUACUGCUCCCAGGACAUACUGCAUGCCCCAGCCGCCCAUCCCGCCUCCCUCAGAGAUGGAUGGGAACACUUACCUCAAGUUCAUCGCACAGGGAGCUCUGUUUUUAGACAAGAAACAUACGGAAAAAGCUGUGGCCCAAAUACAGAAAGAGCUACAGGAAUGCAAGCGACUAAAGAUGAUGAGCGAGUGCCGAGCUCCCCCCAUAAACAGCCAGGGAAAUAUUUUGCCUCCUCAGGACUUCAACCGAUACAGACACUUGACUGCAGGAAGAGGCCUGCAAUCUCUCUCUGUCCAGCUGCAGCCAGUCAGACCUGCAACUAGAGACUGUUGGGAUUGGCCUUGCCCCAGCCUCCAACCCCAUUACCAGGAGGCAGCACAGAGACUUGCCUUGAGGAACAGCAGUCCAGUCUACGAAGAGUUGCUGCAGAAAUACCAGGAGCUGGCUGUGUCUGGGAGACAAACAGGGUUUUGUAACCCUCCCAGCAAACAGAACCCAGAACACUAG